This is a messenger RNA of Saxophila tyrrhenica, 1584 nucleotides long. RefSeq lists its product as uncharacterized. Gene Ontology annotation, molecular function: heme binding; iron ion binding; monooxygenase activity. The coding region runs from base 1 to 1584 and encodes 527 amino acids. The transcript is spliced from 3 exons. The record is from RefSeq and is a predicted model, not a curated record. Lineage: Eukaryota; Fungi; Ascomycota; Dothideomycetes; Mycosphaerellales; Extremaceae.
AUGGCCAACACAACACUCAUCAUCAGCCUCCUUCCCUUUGUAGCAUUACUCUAUCUAGCAUUCUUCGAUUCCGAACGACAGCGGCCCAAGGGAACGAAGUACCCUCCUGGCCCUUCUCGCAAACCGUUGAUUGGGAAUCUACUUGAUAUCCCUCCUACACACUCCUGGCUCCAAUUCAAGAAAUGGUCAGAUCAAUACAAGACCAAGAUCCUCCGCCUCACCAUGGCAGGCCAGGAGCACUACAUCAUCUCGAGUGAGAGGGUCGCAAACGACCUGCUACGGGAGCGCGGUGCCAUCUACUCAAGCAGACCAGUGGCGCCUGCAAGCGCAGAGCUCCUCUCCAACAACCUACGACCGGUAUUGCUGCCAUACAACGAUCGGUCAGACACCUGGAGGAACGGCAGAAAGUUCAUGCACUCAGUGGCCAACGCCAAGGUAGCAAGCCAGUACCACGCAACCCAAGAGCUCGAAUCGACGCGAAUGAUAGUAGGCCUGAUCCGGGAACCGAGGAGAUAUGAGCACUGGUUGGAGCUGUACUCUGCAGCGGUAGUAUUCCGGCUGGCUUUUGGGAAACGGAUCGAGACCGGAGAGGAGGAAGUCGUCCGUAGGAUCAUGAAGGUCAACCAUACCCUGGAGAGAGUCGCCUCGCCUGGAGCCUAUCUGGUCGAUACCUUUCCCAUCCUGAUGAAGCUUCCGAAGUUCCUGGCGCCGUUCAAGAAAGAACUUCAGGAACUCCAUCGUGAAGAGCACUCGUUGUUCCGCGGCCUUCUCGAAGACGUUCGGGAGCGGAUGAAGAACGACUCCGCACCGAACUGUUGGGAGCGCGACUUCCUCGAGCAGCAGCAGAGUCUCGAUCUGACCAAUGACGAAGGAGCGUAUGUCGUCGGUACCUUGUUUGAAGCAGGAUCCGGGACCACGGCGGCCGCAAUGAUGUCGUUCAUGCUGGCUAUGGUCCUUCAUCCGGCUUGGUUCCGCAUGCUUCAGGCUGAAGUGGAUCAGAUCAGUGAGGAGCGGCUACCCACGCUUGACGACGUACCGCAGAUGCCUACGGUCCGAGCGGCAGUCAAAGAAACUUUGAGAUGGCAUCCAGUGACUUCAGGCGGCCUCCCACAUGUCUGCACCAAAGAUGACAUUUAUGAAGGCUUCUUCAUCCCCGCUGGGACCGUGGUGCAUCCGGUGCAAUGGGCAAUGCACCGCGAUCCAGAGCUGUACCCUGAUCCGGAGACCUACAACCCUCAGCGAUGGCUCGACCCUUCGUACCCGACGUACAAAGAGCCACUCACCGAGCAUCCGAAUCUCCACAAUUAUAGCACCUUCGGCUUUGGACGACGGAUAUGUCCCGGACAGAACAUUGCGGAGCGGAACCUGUACCUCCUCGCUGCGAGAAUCGCCUGGUCGGUCGAUCUCAUGAAGGCCAAGGAUGAAACCGGCAAGGAGAUAACUCCACCCUAUUACACAUACACCGCCGGCUUCAACAGUCAGCCGAAGCGCUUCCCUUUCGACGCCAAGGUCAGAAGUGCAAGCAGGCAGGCCAUCAUCGACGCGGAGAUGCAGAGGCAUGCGGAGAACGAUCCACUGAAAUGA